Quercus lobata is the source of this 1158-nucleotide messenger RNA. RefSeq lists its product as uncharacterized. The record is from RefSeq and is a predicted model, not a curated record. Bases 1 to 1158 code for a protein of 385 amino acids. The transcript has 2 exons. NCBI's taxonomy places the organism in Eukaryota, Viridiplantae, Streptophyta, Magnoliopsida, Fagales, Fagaceae.
AUGGGUCGUUCUUUUUUUCGUAAAUUGCUUGAUGAUGACUCAGAUGAUGAUGAGAUAAUUAUGAAACUUCUCAUGGGUGAGACAUCACAUCGUAAGCGUCGUCGGUAUAUCGACCGUAACCAUUUGGCAGGCCAUAAACGGCUUUAUGAUGACUACUUUGCUGAAGAACCUGUAUAUCCUCCCAAAGUAUUUCGAAGGAGAUUUCGAAUGAGACGUUCUCUUUUUCUCCGAAUCCUAUCUAAAGUAGAAGCUCACGAACCUUAUUUUAUUCAAAAAAGAAAUAAUGCCAAAAAGCUUGGUCUAUCUCCCCUUCAAAAGAUGACCGCUGCACUUAGGAUGCUUGCUUAUGGAGUAACAGCUGAUUUUUUGGAUGAAUAUGUGAGAAUAGCCGAAAGCACUGCAAUGAUGAGUCUGAAAAAAUUUGUUGCUGCAGUGGUUGCUAUUUUCUCAGAGCAAUACUUGAGGUCACCAAACAAUGAAGACAUCGCUAGAUUGUUAGCCCAUAGCCAAAACCGUGGAUUUCCAGGCAUGUUGGGAAGUAUUGAUUGCAUGCAUUGGAAAUGGAAAAAUUGUCCAACUGUAUGGAAAGGGAUGUAUUGUGGCCAUGUUCAUCAGCCAACUAUUAUUUUGGAAGCAGUGGUUUCAUAUGACCUUUGGAUAUGGCACUCUUUUUUCGGAUUACCUGGGUCCAAUAAUGAUAUUAACGUGUUGGACCGGUCUCAUUUAUUUUCUGGGCUUGCACAAGGACGUGCUCCUGCAACAAUCUCAUCUCCACUAGGAGAUAAAAGAAAAUUAUUUGCAAAAACUCAGGAGGCAUAUAGGAAGGACGUAGAGCGUGCAUUUGGAGUGCUUCAAGCGCGAUUUGCAAUUGUACGUGGACCUGCACGGUUUUUCUAUGAAGAAACACUACAUGACAUUAUGAAAGCAUGCAUCAUUCUUCAUAACAUGAUUAUUGAAGAUGAGCGUGAUGAAGCUGAAGCAGUGGACUUCGAUUAUGAACAAAUUGAUGAGAUUUCAUGUAUACCAAUGUCACGUGAGCGGACAAAUGAAUUUUCGGAGUUCAUUCAAGUUCAUCAACGCAUUAUGGAUAAAGAAGUUCAUUCUCAACUCCAAAAGAAUCUCGUUGAUCAUUUAUGGCAAUUACAAGGAGAGUUGUGA